CGAUGACGCAUUUUCUGCCUUGUUGGAAGGCAGUUUCAGGAAGAAGCGCUGUGACAGGAGGCUCCUGUUAUUAGCGGAGGAACCCAAAGACACCCGGACGCUCUCACUCGAGUGGUAUUUCUGUCCCUGUCGUCGAACGAUGUCAGUCACUGAGGACCUUCCAGACAUGGACGGAACCGAACUGUUGGGGCUGCUGUUCCACGAUGGAGCUGACGGGUCCACCGAGCCUCUCUUCGGCGAUGGGAGUGGACUCAUUGAAUCCUGGCUGUCGGAGCAAGAUAUGCUGACAGGAAUGGACACUGAAGACUUUCUGUCCAGCUUGUUAGAGGGACAGUACAACAUGGAGGCCAUCGGCCCCUCUCACUCUCCCCUGGGCAGCGACAGCGGCAUUUCUGACGACAGCAGCACUGGGGUUGGAAACAACAACCACCUGGGAUGCCCGAGUCCCCAGGGCAGCGAUAGUGAUGUUGUGCCCAGUCCCCGCUACUCCCAGCCCAGCCCGGCGCACUCGGACCCGGCCCUGGCCCCUGGAGAGAUGCAGACAGAGAGCCUGGAGGUUUUGACCGUGCAGGCGGAUCACAGCUACUCUCUGCUGCAGGGCGGGGGCGGGGACAUGGACGUCCUGCAGAGUGUGAGAGCAGAGAAGCCGGACACAGAUGUCUUCAUUGAUCUGGACGACUUGGUGAGUGAGGACAUAGAGGAGGACUUCACAGACGAGCUGCCCUGCACUUUGGACAUAGAGGACUCGACACAGGAUUCAACUCCAGCAGACCAGUUCAUGUUUAAAGAGAUUGUGCUCACCGAGGAGGAGAAGCGGCUUUUGGGGAAAGAGGGAGCAACUAUUCCGACACACAUGCCGCUCACAAAGGCGGAGGAGAGGACCUUAAAGAGGGUCAGGAGGAAGAUCCGCAACAAGCAGUCUGCUCAGGAGAGUCGCAAGAAGAAGAAGGUGUAUGUUGACGGACUGGAAAACAGGGUCGCCAUCUGUACCGCACACAACCUGGAACUACAGAAGAAAGUCCAAAUGCUCCAUAAACAGAACGUCUCCUUGAUAGAGCAACUGAAGAAGCUCCAGACGAUUGUGAAGAUGUCGACUAUGAAGGUCAGCACAACCAGCACCUGUGUUAUGGUGUUCCUGCUCUCUUUCUGUCUCAUCAUCUUCCCGUCAGUCAAUCCAUUCGGCGGAAACCGAGAACAGAAGGAACUCUACACACCCUCCUCCGUCAUCUCCCGAACCUUGCGCUCGCUGCCACCAGAGAGCACGGACCCCAUAUCCUACCUGGAGCCGGAGGACGACGAGGUUCUCUUAGUUCCCCAAGCCGAGUUGGAGAACGCCAAAGCCAUCUUCGCCGGCGGCGGCCUGAAGAACCACACGCCCGACUACCAGAGGAUGGAGCAGCCCGACUCCGAAACCGGAGUCAGCAGCAACUCAUCGGCAGACUUCCCCGGCCCUGCCCAGGCCGCGGAGAUGACGCCGGGGCCGCCUGGGGGAGCGGGGCCCUCACAGGAAGGGACCGCCGAUGCCGCUGUGGCGUACGAGGUCACGGGAUCCAAGGACAACUGGAUAGACCGGAACCCCCCGUCUGUCAUACUACAGCAGCACCGCUCAGAUGAGAUGUAGUGGGGCGGUGUUGAGCCGUGUACCCAGCAGAGGGAGCUAUAUUCCUAAUGUUUGAGGUACCAGAAGGAAGCUUAAACUUACAAAAGAAUGAAGGGAACAUACCGGUGAUUAUCUUGAUAUAGGAUCAGUUUUUCUGACCCUGCUUGUCCCCCUCUAACAACCUUCAUUUGCACUUUGUCCGCGCUCCAGUGGGGAAAAAGAACUGGAGAGAGUUUUGCAUAUUUCAGCAGGGUAAACUACCUAAAGGACAUCGCCGUGGUAAACUAUAUGCCGCUUCCACUGGGGGCCACAUGCAACCUGAGUCGCACGGAGGGCUCUCGUUUUUUUAAUGUACAAUGCGGUGCUGAUGACAUAAGAGACGUUUUACUUGAGGACAUUGUUAUUUAUCAAAGAAUUCUUAAGCUUGACCCGUCUCAUCACUUCUAACGGAUCUAAAUAUUAAUGUUAGCUGCACACGAAUGACACUCCCAUUGUAAAUUAUUGUGAAAUUAAGUAGUGCCAACAGUUUGGGCCGCAGACCAGCCAAAAAACAUCCAUCGCAUCGUAGAAAAUAGGCUGCUUGAUACUCGUAAAAGCUUUAGAUUUAAAGUGGUUGUUUGACCACCGUAAUGCUUAAAGCCAUUGCAGGACAUUUGGCCAUUUAGAAGACUUGUAAAGUUUUGUUAGUAUUUCCCUUGUAACAAGGGUAUCCAUGCUCCUUUUAAAGAAAAUUAUGGAAUGCUUUUGUUUUUAUGUUGUACAGUAAAGCAAGAAAUAUAAUGUCAUAAAGCAAAGUAUGGAACAAGAUGCUGAACCCUUGAAUUUGUUGUUGUCCGCCAAACAUAGUCAACCCCCUCCCAUCUCCUCUUUUCCGACGUCAUGGGACGUUUUUUUUUUUUCUAAACGUUUCUGAAAUACCUGAGCACUUGUGUGGGGCAAACAAAGGGUUUGAUAUAAAUCUGUGUAUAAUAUAUGAACCGUGUAGCAGUAGAAAUGUACUAAAAAAUGUAAUGAACUGUUGUAAUCACGGCGAGGCAUUUUGGUCAUUGUUAUUUCUUAUGUUACCGGCAGCAGUACGUGGAACCCUGAUGGUAUUGGACCUGCUUUUUGUUAUAAUCGACAGUCUGUGAAAUUUUAAAUGUUGAUCAUGUUGAACAAAUGCACUGGCAUUUGACACACAGUCCAGGAAUGAAAUGUUAAUACGCUUACAUGAUUGUGGCUCUUCUGUACAUUGGAACUCUUUAUGUAAAAGACCUGUCUGGACAUCUAUAAUAUCAAUAAACUUUUAUAUAUAUAUAAA
Messenger RNA from Cyclopterus lumpus (lumpfish), 2900 nucleotides. RefSeq names its product cAMP responsive element binding protein 3-like 3 like (gene creb3l3l). Gene Ontology annotation, cellular component: nucleus. Gene Ontology annotation, molecular function: DNA-binding transcription factor activity, RNA polymerase II-specific; RNA polymerase II cis-regulatory region sequence-specific DNA binding. NCBI's taxonomy places the organism in Eukaryota, Metazoa, Chordata, Actinopteri, Perciformes, Cyclopteridae. The transcript has 10 exons. The record is from RefSeq and is a predicted model, not a curated record. The coding region runs from base 140 to 1621 and encodes 493 amino acids. Gene Ontology annotation, biological process: regulation of transcription by RNA polymerase II.